GGCGGCCGUGAGCCAAUGGGAGGCGGCGGAGGAGGACGGCGGCAGGAGGCAGGUCCCCUCGGGCUCCCUCCGAUAAGAUGGCGGCGGUGCUGGCGAUGGCGGCGGCCGUGGCUUUGUCUGCGCCCAGCGCCUGAGCGCGGCCCCGGCCCGGGCGGCCGCUCCGCUCCGAGCAGCGGCGGCGGAGUCAUGACCUCAGAGCCCGUGAGUGAAAGCAAGUUGAAUACAUUGGUACAGAAACUCCAUGACUUCUUGGCUCACUCAUCAGAAGAAUCUGAGGACGCAAACUCUCCUCCAGCAUUAUCUAAAAACAAAAGUAUAGGUAAAAGUAGAGAACCUAAAGGAAGUCCAGCAUCAAUGGAGAACAACAAGGACGAGGGAAGUAGUUCUUCGGAAAGAACCAAAUCCUUAGGAUCAUCCCGUUCCAAAAGGAAACCUACAGUUGUAACAAAAUAUGUUGGGUCAGACGAUGAACAAAUCGCAGAUGAAACUGUAAAUGAAGAUAUUUCAAAUGAGAACUCAGAGAAUGAUGUAGAUAUGCAAAGCUUGCCUAAAGGUACAGUGGUUGUACAGCCUGAGCCAGUGCUGAAUGAAGACAAAGAUGAUUUUAAGGGGCCUGAAUUUAGAAGCAGAAAUACCGUUAAAAUGAAACCUGAAGCUCCCAAAAAGCGUGGAGAAGAAGGACUCCAUGGAAUUGUGAGCUGUACAGCUUGUGGGCAGCAGGUGAACCAUUUUCAAAAGGAUUCAAUCUAUAGACACCCUACACUGAAAGUGCUUAUUUGUAAGACUUGCUACAAAUAUUACAUGAGUGAUGACAUCAGUCGUGAUUCAGAUGGGAUGGAUGAACAGUGUAGGUGGUGUGCUGAAGGUGGAAAUUUGAUUUGCUGUGACUUUUGCCAUAACGCCUUCUGUAAAAAGUGCAUUUUGCGCAACCUGGGCCGAAAGGAGCUCUCGACUAUCCUGGAUGAAAAUAACCAGUGGCACUGCUAUAUUUGCCAUCCAGAGCCUUUGUUGGACUUGGUCACUGCUUGUGACAGUGUCUUUGAAAAUUUAGAACAGUUGCUUCAACAAAACAAAAAAAAGAUGAGAGUUGAAAAUGAAAAAAGUAAAAUAUAUGACCACACAGUCAAGUUUUCUCCAAAGAAAAAUAAUGCAAACUGUAAUGGGGAAGAAAAAAAAUUAGAUAAUUCAUAUUCAGGUUCACUAACAUAUUCUUAUAAAGCACUAAUGGUGCCAAAAGACUUGCUUAAGAAAACAAAAAAACUGAUUGAAACUACAACAAAUCUGAAUUCUAGCUUUGUAAGCUUUUUGAAAAAUGCUGCAGAAAAUGUAGAAAUAAGCCCAACUGUGCAACUGUGCCAGCUGAAAGCUUUUAAAUCUGUGCUGAAUGACAUGAAAAAAGCUCAUCUGUCACUAGAAGAAGGCCUGAACCUGGAGAUUCAAGCACUGAAUGUUAAAAUCAAAGAUAAAAAUACCAAAGAGAAAAAAACAGAGGUUAGAUCAGAAAAAAAUGAGGUGACAAAAGAUGAAGGAAAGGAACAUGUGGCAUUAAAAGAGGAUGACACCACACAGACACAGAAAAAAGUCGUGUCGGAGCAGCCUGACAAUGAGCCCAUGGAUCAAAGUGUUCCCUCAGUGGAACAGACAGAAAACAAGGCAGCUCCUGGGGAGGAGAAGAAGUCCGGCAGAAAUGAAGAACCGCAGUAUGAGCCCAACAGUACAGAGGCUUUAGACAUGGAUAUUGUGUCCAUCCCCUCGUCCGUUCCUGAAGAUAUUUUUGAGACUCUGGAAUCUGCGAUGGAGAUUCAGAUGCCAUCAGAUGAGCAGGACAGUGGGAACACAGCAGCAGAUCACGAGACUCCAAAUUCAAAUACAAAAGUGAACGCUCCUGUGAAAGAUACCAAAGGUGGUACCAAGCUAAAAUCGUCGGCUAAAGGAACAAAAGAACUGAUUGUAAAAUUGACUCCUGUUUCCCUUUCAGAGUCCACAGUUAAAGGUGAAGGUCAAGACAACAGCCUCGAAAAGGAGAGUAAAGAUGUUGAUGCAUCCAAAGAUGCUGAUGCAUCCAAAGACAUUGAUGAAUCUAAAGAUGUUGAUGCAUCUCAAGCUGGGACAGCAAACUCUGAUUCUGGAAAACAGAACCACAGUGCUGGCAGCGAGCCCUCCACGGAGAAUGACGCUGCGCCCGUGGAGGACUCGGAUCUCCGGCGGUCACCGCGGGUCAAGACCACCCCGCUGAGGCGCCCCACGGACAUCAGCCCCCUGACAUCCAACUCAGAGGAGGACAGCAAUGACACGAGCAAUGAAAAACAGAAGAGGAAAGCAUCCAAGCAACCCAGGAGGAAAAGCGAUAAAAGAAAUACUUCUGACAGCGCUGCUGAUGGUCCCAGUCCUAACAAACUUUCCAAAUCCAAAAAGCCAUAUGACUUAGAUCACAGCUCGGACUCUGAUGAGGUGCCAGCUGUUCUUAAAGAAGCAGGGAUGAUGAGUCGCAGCUCCUCGGACAGUGAGAGCAACAGUGAAGCACCAGCAAAGAAUCAAAAGACUUCAGAUUUUCAAAAGAGUCAACCAGUAAAGGAUGAAAAUGGGAAACGAAAAAGGAAGAGUUCCAGUUCCGGUUCAGAUUUAGAUGCUAAAAGAGGCAAAUCAGCUAAAAAUGCUGCUGCUGCUAAAAAGAAACGACAAAACUACUCUGAUUCUUCAAACUAUGAUUCUGACUUGGAAAAAGAGAUACAAAUAUUGAGUAAAAUUGAGGCUGCAAAGAAAUCGAAGAAAAAAUUCUCAAGAAAAGAUGAUAGUUAUGAUUCCUCUGAUGAAGAGCAGAGGAAAAAAGUAAGCAGCAAGAGAAAGUUAAAUCUGAAGAAGAAGAGAGGUAAAUCUUCUGAAGAAGAGGAUGAUGGUGAGAAGUCUUCUCCAGAGAAGGAAAUGAAUCACUCUUCUAAAGAUAAAAAAACAGGUAAGAAGUCAGCUGCUAAGGACAAGUUAAGCAGAGACUCAAAAGAAAAAUCUGCAAAGGGAAAACGUGAUGAGUCAUCUGAUGCUGAGAAAUCUUCAUUGGAAAAAGAGGAGAGUCCUGAAGUUAAGAAAAAGAAGGAUUUGAAAAAGAAAAAGGCACAGGAUGAUGAUUCUUCUUCUGAGAGUACUGAGAAAUCGGAAAAGAAAGAGCACAAGUUGGAGUCUUCAAAAGACAGACUCAAGAACAAAAAAGGAUCAGAAAGCAAAGCAAAGAAAUCUGAAAAAUUGAAAAAGAAAGGUUUCAAGAAAGAACAAGACGAUUCCUCUUCUGAUCUUGAUAAGUCAUCUCCAGAGAAAGGAAGUAGCAAUUCUUCUGAAAACGACAAAAUUAAAAAGGAACCCGUGUUUACAGAAAAGAGAAAAUUGAGAGAGAGAGUAGCUAAAAGAGUACACAUUGAUUUAUCCUCUGAUACUGAGAAAUCUCCCCAGAAAGAGGAGAGUUCUGAUGAUGAUGCCAUGCAGCGUAAAAAACGAACUGAAACGAAAGAAAAGAGGAAAAUAAGCCACAAAAAGAAGAUUUCCAAGAAAGAACAGAAUGACUCAUCCUCUUCUGAUGAGGAGUCUUAUGAAGACAGUAAGAAAAAGGUUAAGAGAGGAUCAGUAAAAGAAAGUAAAAAGAGCAACUUAAAAAAGAAAGUGGCAAAAAAGAAGGUGGUUGUCACUUCCUCUUCCCAGUCUGAUAAGGAGGAAAACGAUGAUCAGAAUUCCACAGGCGAUGGAAGCAGCGACGAGCAGAAGAUCAGGCCCGUGACUGAAAGCUUGAUGCUGUCUGCUGAUGCAGGAUUUUGUCAGUCAUCAGGAGAUGAGGGAGAUGCUCUAUCAAGGACUAUCCCAAUGGAGGAGGAGGAAGAUGAUGAUGAUGACGACCCCGAGAAUAGAAUUGCCAAGAAAAUGCUUUUAGAAGAAAUCAAAGCCAAUCUUUCCUCUGAUGAGGAUGCGUCUUCAGAAGAGCAGCCGGAGGAAGGAAAGAAGAAACCUGCAAAGCAACCUGAAAACACAGCAGAUGAUGGAGAGAAGGAAAAGGAAGACAAGAAGUCUGAAAAGGAAGAACCUAAUUCUGAGUCAGAUUCAGAGGAGGAAGAAACAUCCAAGAAGCCCAGAUACAGACACAGACUGCUGAGGCAGAAGCUCACUGUGAGUGAUGGGGAGUCUGGAGAAGAAAAGAAGGUGGUGAAACCAAAAGACAAAAAAGAAGGGGGGAAGCGCAGAAAUAGAAGGAAAGUGAGCAGUGAUGACUCCAAUGACUCUGAGUUCCACGAGUCUGCAGUGAGUGAGGAGGUCAGUGAGUCUGAGGAUGACCAAAGGCCUAGGACAAGAUCUGCCAAAAAAGCUGAGGCAGAGGAAAACCAGCGCAGCUACAAACAGAAAAAGAAACGAAGGAGGAUAAAGGUUCAGGAGGAUUCAUCCAGUGAAAAUGAGAAUAAGAGUAACUCUGAGAAUGAGGACAAUGAUGACUCCAAAUCUCCUGGAAAAGGCAGGAAGAAGAUCAGGAAAAUUAUUAAAGAUGAUAAGCUUAGAACAGAAACACAAAAUGCACUUAAAGAAGAAGAAGAAAGAAGAAAACGUAUAGCAGAGAGAGAACGGGAGAGAGAGAAAUUGAGAGAGGUGAUAGAGAUUGAGGAUGCCUCACCUCUGAAGUGUCCCAUCACAACCAAGCUGGUUUUAGAUGAAGAUGAAGAAACCAAAGAACCUUUAGUGCAGGUCCACAGGAGUAUAGUGACCAGACUGAAACCACACCAAGUAGAUGGUGUUCAGUUCAUGUGGGAUUGCUGCUGUGAAUCUGUGAAAAAAACCAAGACAUCUCCUGGCUCUGGCUGCAUUCUUGCUCACUGUAUGGGCCUGGGAAAAACAUUACAGGUAGUAAGUUUUCUCCACACAGUCUUGCUAUGUGACAAACUGGAUUUUCGGACAGGCCUGGUCGUGUGUCCACUCAACACUGCCUUGAACUGGCUGAAUGAGUUUGAAAAAUGGCAAGAAGGUCUAGAAGAUGAGGAGAAACUAGAGGUCUAUGAGCUGGCAACUGUGAAGAGGCCUCAGGAGAGGAGCUACAUGCUGCAGCACUGGCAGGAUGAGGGAGGGGUGAUGAUCAUUGGCUACGAGAUGUAUCGAAACCUGGCUCAAGGCAGGAAUGUGAAGAGUAAAAAACUUAAAGAAAUAUUUAACAAAGCUUUAGUCGACCCAGGUCCUGACUUCGUGGUGUGUGAUGAAGGACACAUAUUGAAAAAUGAAGCAUCUGCUGUCUCCAAGGCAAUGAAUUCUAUUAAAUCUAGGAGAAGAAUAAUUCUGACAGGAACACCACUGCAGAAUAAUCUUAUAGAAUAUCACUGCAUGGUUAACUUCAUCAAGGAGAACUUGCUUGGCUCAAUUAAGGAGUUCCGGAAUCGGUUCAUCAACCCCAUCCAGAACGGGCAGUGUGCAGACUCCACCCCCGUGGAUGUCAGGGUGAUGAAGAAAAGGGCUCACAUCCUCUAUGAGAUGCUGGCUGGCUGUGUUCAGAGGAAGGAUUACACAGCACUAACCAAGUUCCUGCCCCCCAAAUACGAGUACGUGCUCGAGGUGAGGAUGACCCCCAUCCAGUGCAAGCUGUACCAGUAUUACCUGGACCAUCUCACAGGUGUAGGUGGUGGCAAUGAAGGUGGAAGAGGCAAAGCUGGAGCUAAACUAUUCCAGGAUUUCCAGAUGUUGAGCAGAAUCUGGACUCACCCUUGGUGUUUGCAGCUGGACUAUAUUAGUAAAGAAAAUAAGGGCUAUUUUGAUGAAGACAGCAUGGAUGACUUCAUAGCUUCAGAUUCUGAUGAAACUUCCAUGAGCUUAAGUUCAGAUGAUUAUGCAAAGAAAAAAAAAUCCAAGGGGAAAAAGGUGACAAAAGAAUGUAGCUCGAGUGGCAGUGGCAGUGAUAAUGAUGUUGAAGUCAUUAAAGUCUGGAAUUCAAGAUCUCGUGGAGGUGGGGAAGGAAAUAUAGAAGAUCUUACAAACAACCCAGCAUCAACAAAGUCAGAUGAAGGCAAAGCUACAUCCUCUUCCAAUCCUGGUAGCCCAGCUCCAGACUGGUACAAAGAUUUUGUCACUGAUGCAGAUGCUGAGGUGUUGGAACAUUCUGGGAAGAUGGUGCUGCUCUUUGAAAUCCUCCGAAUGGCAGAGGAGCUGGGAGACAAAGUCCUGGUGUUCAGCCAGUCCCUGAUAUCUCUGGAUUUGAUAGAAGAUUUCCUGGAGCUGGCUAACAGGGAGAAAUCUGACAGAGAUCAGCCUCCUAUCUACAAAGGUGAAGGAAAAUGGUUCAGAAAUAUUGAUUAUUAUCGCUUGGAUGGCUCAACCACAGCUCAGUCCAGGAAGAAAUGGGCUGAGGAGUUUAAUGAUGAAACUAAUGUGAGAGGCCGCUUGUUCAUCAUAUCCACCAAAGCAGGUUCCCUGGGAAUAAACCUGGUGGCUGCUAACAGAGUCAUCAUCUUUGAUGCCUCCUGGAACCCCUCCUAUGACAUCCAGAGCAUCUUCAGGGUGUAUCGCUUCGGGCAGAACAAGCCUGUGUUUGUGUACAGGUUUUUGGCUCAGGGAACCAUGGAGGACAAGAUCUACGACCGGCAGGUGACAAAGCAGUCGCUGUCCUUCAGGGUGGUGGACCAGCAGCAGGUGGAGAGGCACUUCACCAUGAACGAGCUCACUGAGCUCUACACCUUCGAGCCAGACCUGCUGGAUGACCCCAACUCCGAGAAGAAGAAGAAGAGGGACACCCCCAUGCUGCCAAAAGACACGAUCCUGGCAGAGCUGCUCCAGAUCAACAAGGAGUACAUAGUUGGGUACCACGAACAUGAUUCACUCCUGGACCACAAGGAGGAAGAGGAGCUCACUGAAGAAGAGAGGAAGGCAGCCUGGGCAGAAUAUGAAGCAGAAAAGAAGGGCAUGACCAUGCGUUUCAACAUGCCCACAGGGACCAACACAAUGCCCACAAAUUUCAACUCUCAGACAUAUAUUCCUUACAAUUUGGGUGCUCUGUCAGCAAUGAGCAACCAACAGCUGGAGGACCUCAUUAACCAAGGAAGAGAGAAGGUGGUGGAAGCAACCAACAGUGUGGCUGCAGCAAGAAUCCAGCCCCUUGAAGACAUCAUUUCAGCCAUAUGGAAAGAAAACUUAACCCUGACGGAGAGCCAGGUGCAGGCCCUGGCCCUGAACAGACAGGCGAGCCAGGAGCUGGACGUGAAGCGCCGAGAAGCCAUUUACAACGACGUCCUCGGGAAACAGCAGAUGCUAAUCGGUUGUGUCCAGAGGAUCCUGAUGAACAGGCGGCUCCAGCACCAGUACAACCAGCAGCAGCAGCAGCAGAUGUCCUACCAGCAAGCAGCCAUGGGCCACCUCAUGGUGCCAAAGCCUCCAAAUUUAAUCAUGAAUCCUUCCAGCUACCCAGCCAUAGAUGUGAGAGGAAUGUAUCAGUCAGCGUCUGGUGGGAUGCAGCCACCACCCCUACAACGAGCACCACCCCCAAUGAGAGGCAAAAAUCCAGGGCCUUCCCAAGGGAAAUCAAUGUGAUUUUGCACUAAAAGCCUAAAGGAUUGUUAAAAUCAGAGAAAGAACUUUUAUUUUUUUAGGAAUCAAUGGCCUAACAGAACUCAACUGUAAAAAAAAAAUUAAAAAGAAUAGUUUGGUUGCUCCCCUUAAA
This is a messenger RNA of Passer domesticus (house sparrow), 7663 nucleotides long. RefSeq names its product ATRX chromatin remodeler (gene ATRX). Gene Ontology annotation, molecular function: ATP binding; ATP-dependent chromatin remodeler activity; chromatin DNA binding. Gene Ontology annotation, biological process: replication fork processing; chromatin remodeling. The transcript has 35 exons. The record is from RefSeq and is a predicted model, not a curated record. Lineage: Eukaryota; Metazoa; Chordata; Aves; Passeriformes; Passeridae. Gene Ontology annotation, cellular component: pericentric heterochromatin; nucleus. Bases 16 to 7533 code for a protein of 2505 amino acids.